AUCGAUUCACUACAAGUGUUACUAUGUCCAUGCAGCUUUUCACCCCAACCUUUUCCCUACUUCAGAGAGAAGUUCCUCAGGGCUCGGAUACAUAGUCUCUUGCAAAGUAGCUGUUACUUCAUUCUGUCUUUCUUUGAGCUUCUGGCUUCUCCCAGCCUGGUUUCAUCUUGGAGUCCUGCGGCGGGUUACUUACUUCCCCGCGCGCACGCUGAAACUGCAAUCAUCACCCAACAUACACGCAUCUGCUAGCCGAGAAAGAAAAAAGAACACCAUUCCGUCAACCAACAGGAUCACAGGUCGCUUCAAGCGUGCUUCACCUUCUCGCCAGGAUGUCGAACCAGGCGAUCCUACGCAUUACCAGGGAGAUUAGACAAUUCCAACAAGGCACAGACCUCUCUCUGGCGGUACAUUACAACGAGUCCGAUAUCCGAAAUGUUCAAGCUCUAAUACUCGGGCCUCCGGAUACGCCUUAUCAAUUUGGAUUCUUUGAGUUCUCAAUCAAAUUUGGAAGAGACUACCCGACCAAUCCCCCUAAUGUUCGCGCAUUGACGACGAAUUGUGGACGAACUCGAUUUAAUCCCAAUAUCUAUGCCACCGGCAAGGUUUGCUUGUCGAUCCUUGGAACGUGGCGCGGAGAAAGCGGAGAGCAAUGGUCGUCUGCACAGGGCCUCGAGUCUAUUCUAAUAUCGAUUCAAAGCUUGAUGUCCUCCAACCCUUACGAGAACGAACCUGGUUAUGAAGGCGCAAAUUCAGAGGAUGAUAAGAAGAAUAUGGAACAGUAUAUUGCGAAGAUUCGCCACGAGACCCUUCGACUUGCGGUGAUCGAGCCGCUGGAAGCUGCCUUGGGGAUUAUUCCCACAAACGACGCGAAUACGUCGCUCAGUGACAACGAGGAACGGCAGCUUCUCGAAGAAGACAAGCCAUGCGCCGACCAUUUCGCCGACCUCCGCAAGAGACGUUUCAUGUGGUAUUUUGGUUCCUACUUGCAAUCAAUUGAUGCUGCAAUGCUGGAACAUCCAGGCAAACAUAAAUUCAAAAGGAUGCCCUUCGAAGGUGGUGGCAAUGCUAUGGAAGGCCACUUUGACUAUAAGGAAUUGAAGCAGCGCUUGGUGGCUAUCAAAGAUAUGAUCGUCGAGGAAAGCCUCGGCUGGGCUGCCGAAGGGCUGGUGGCUAAGGAGCAGGAGUGGGGCAUCGCCGUGAGCCUGCAGCGCCAAUUCGAACAAAUCGUGGAGAGCAUCAAGAGCCAGAAGAAUUUUACAAUUGAUCUGAACCUGGUUGACGAUAACCCCUUCCUGUGGAGGCUCACCUACUUUGGCAGGCCCAUGACGCAUCUGGACGGUGGUGUGUUUGAGAUUGACUUACGCUUGAGCCCAAGGUUUCCAGAAGAACAACCCCGGGUAUUUAUGAGAACGAUCUUCUACCAUGUCCGUGUAUCUGAGAUUGGCGUCUUGUGCUAUAUUCCACGACGGUCAGAGGAAAUGCGAUAUCACAUCGAAGGGAUCGUGGCGGCUCUUGAGGAAGAGCACCCACCUUAUGAUCCACGAACUACCGUGAACCCCGAAGCCUCUCGGUUGUUCUGGGGUACGCCCGAUGAUCGAAAGAGAUACAAUCGAGCUUUGAGACGCUCAGUUGAGAGAACUUUGGAUUAGCCCCAUGGCCAUUGACGAUAUUGGUCCGGCUUCAACGACUCUCAGACGGACAAGAAAGAAACAGAACACUGGCUAGAUCAUACUCAUACUAAGGCCAUUUUGUCUGGCUUUGGAAUGUCUGUCUAGAAUCUUCUGUUCCUCUGCAUUUCCUCCGCGCUUCAGUCCUAGCACACACUCGAGAAGGAUGGGAAAGGGGAUGUAUUAUGAAUGGGAUGGGCAUUUGCAUUGCCAUAUCAGUAAACUCGGAGUAGUUAUGGCGCAGAACCCCGAAAAAGGCGGGUUGGAAAGAAUUUGCUUCGCAGUGUAACCGGAGUCAUUGCGAUCAGUCAGUUGCCUUUUUACUUUUAUUUUUAUGCUUGGUAGCCGAGCUGGCCAUACUUUAAGAUUGAGAUGAGAUCAAUGGCAG
This is a messenger RNA of Aspergillus homomorphus CBS 101889, 2055 nucleotides long. RefSeq names its product ubiquitin-conjugating enzyme E2. The coding region runs from base 330 to 1649 and encodes 439 amino acids. Gene Ontology annotation, biological process: negative regulation of apoptotic process. Gene Ontology annotation, molecular function: cysteine-type endopeptidase inhibitor activity; ubiquitin conjugating enzyme activity. NCBI's taxonomy places the organism in Eukaryota, Fungi, Ascomycota, Eurotiomycetes, Eurotiales, Aspergillaceae. The record is from RefSeq and is a predicted model, not a curated record. The transcript is spliced from 8 exons. Gene Ontology annotation, cellular component: nucleus.